UACCGCCAGGAAGCCCAAUAGAGGUGUACGGCUUCAAAGCUUGCGCACGCCACGUCGCCGGCCUCGAGUCGACGACGCCGUAGCCCACCGACAUGAGCGGCGCCACCGCCAAGUUCUCUUCCUCCUACCACCUCGCCGCCGCGCUCCGCCGCGAGCCCGACCCGGCGGCCGCGCUCCGCCUCUUCCUCAGCCCCACCCCGACCGCCGCCGCCGGGCCAUCCUCCUCCCCCGCGCCGCCGUUCCGCUACUCCCUCCGCUGCUACGACAUCAUCGUCUGCAAGCUCGCCGCCGCGCGCCUCUUCCCGGCCAUGGAGUCCGUCCUCGCCCGGCUCCCCUCCUCGCUCCGCCCGCGCGAGCCCCUCCUGUGCCGCGUCAUCUCCGCGUACGGCCGCGCCCGCCUCCCCGCCGCCGCCCGCCGCGCCUUCGCGCACCCGGCGUUCCCGGCGCCGCGCACCGCCCGCGCCCUCAACACGCUCCUCCACGCCCUCCUCGCCUGCCGCGCGCCCCUCCCGGAGCUCCUCUCCGAGUGCCGCGGCUCCGGCAUCCACCCCGACGCGUGCACCUACAACAUCCUAAUGCGCGCCGCGGUGGCCGACUCUGGCUCCGUCGACAACGCCUGCCUCCUGUUCGACGAAAUGCUGCAGCGGGGGAUCGCCCCGACUGUCGUCACGUUUGGCACCCUCGUCACUGCUUUCUGCGAGGCAGGACGUCUAGAGGAGGCAUUCAAGGUUAAGGAGGUGAUGUCUUUGCAGUACAACAUUAGGCCGAACGCUCAUGUGUAUGCGAGCCUGAUGAAGGCGCUCUGCGAGAAGGGGAAGGUGGAUGAUGCGCACAGACUCAAGGAGGAGAUGGUGAGCAAUUCAGAACCUUUGGUGGAUUCAGGAGCUUAUGCGACGCUGGCAAGGGCAUUGUUCCGGUUAGGGAAGAAAGGAGAGGUUGUUAGUUUGCUGGAAGAGAUGAAGGAAAAGGGAAUCAAGGUUGGUAGAGAAGUUCAUAAUUCGAUGAUUGCAGGGUUUUGUGAGGAUGAAGGGGAUCUGGAUGCUGCAUUUGCAGCGCUCGAUGACAUGCAGAAGGGUGGGUGCAAGCCGGACUCGGUGAGCUAUAAUACACUGGUUGGUGGUCUAUGCAAGAUGGGGCGGUGGCGGGAUGCAAGUGAGUUGGUUGAGGAUAUGCCACGAAGGGGAUGCCGUCCUGAUGUAGUCACCUACAGGAGGCUGUUUGAUGGGAUUUGUGAUGCUGGGGGGUUCAGCGAGGCGAGGAGGGUUUUCAAUGAGAUGGUAUUCAAGGGCUUUGCACCAAGCAAGGAUGGUGUGAGGAAAUUUGUUGCAUGGAUUGAGAGGGAAGGAGAUGCGGCGUCACUGGAGUCAGUGUUGUGCCAAUUGGCUAGCGUUAACGCCUUGGAAUCAAGUGAGUGGGAGAAGGCAAUGAGUGGUGUGCUCCAUGAUCCUGCAGAGCAGAAGAUUGUGAAGUUGCUGGAUAAUUUGAGCUUGGCUUGAUUAUAUAUCCCUAUGGAUUGUUGUCACUGUACUGGUUGUUUUUCUGAUCUGCCACAGUAGUUUACUGAUUUAAAUUUGAUGACUCUUGAGUAAUUAUCAUGGGAAGGAAAGAGAUACAACAUCAUCAAUACGAGGAGUUUGUCAUUAAAAAUACAUGCCAAUCUAACAUCAAUGGUGCAUUCUUGAAGCAAAUGAAGCAAGGAGUCAUAGGGAUGAUUGCAAGUGAUGAUACAGACCAAGUCUUAUUUUUCAUAACGCUGCCGUCUUCAGCAAUGAUUGCAAACAGAGUUUGAGCAUGCAAAUAUGCUCUGUCCUUGGCAAAGAUUUGGAUCAACCGCCUAAUCAUCGUUGAGUAAGGCACUGCAAAUCCAGUUGAGCUUCUAUUUCUCUACGAUGUGGCAUGGAGUCCAUCCAAAUUUUUUACACCGAAGAAAGAUGUCUGAAAACUUGCAGCGGAGAUAUCAAAAUUAAGAAAAAAAAAACUCGGUAGAGUAGGACAUGAAAUUGCCUGGAAUGCAAAAUUAUCAGGACUUAAUGCUGUUAUGUUGUAUUUUCAGUCCAAGUUCAGGGUUGUAUAUAGCAAUAUGAGCUCCGGGAUUGUACCCCCUAUACCCGUGAUAUCUAAUACUCCUAAAGAUCUCUCUUUUCCCA
Molecule: messenger RNA, 2147 nt
Organism: Oryza sativa Japonica Group (Japanese rice)
Lineage: Eukaryota; Viridiplantae; Streptophyta; Magnoliopsida; Poales; Poaceae
Product: putative pentatricopeptide repeat-containing protein At1g53330
Biological process (GO): mitochondria-nucleus signaling pathway; chloroplast-nucleus signaling pathway
Cellular component (GO): chloroplast
Molecular function (GO): protein binding
Source: RefSeq, a predicted model, not a curated record